CAAUUCGGAGGGGAGCAUGCGCAGUAUGGCGCGGCUUGAGUGGCGAGUUGUUUGUUACAGUGUAGCGCCAGCUGCUUUUUGCACUCUGGAGCCUGUGCAGCUCGAGUCUUCCUGAACUCAUUCAGCUUUCCCUUCUUCUUCUCUUUCAGAUUCCCUCCACUCCUCUGUUCUCUGUCUCUUUCCUUUCUGCGCCUAGUUUAUCCCCUGGAGAAGGAAACAAUAACGCUAAUUAAUCCAAAAACAGACAAGAAAAAAAAAAACCCAAAUACAUAAAGAAAAAAAAAAAACAACAUUUACCAUAGAUGGUCUACAAAUGAGAAGACGAAAAAGAUGGAACUGCAUAUUCUAGAGCACAGGCUAAAAGUAGCCAGCAUAGCCAAGGAAAACAUCCAGUUAUUUACCUAUGGAUUAAUCAAACUUGCCUUUCUAUCAUCUAAAACAAGGUGCAAGUUUUUCAGUCUCACAGAAACACCGGAGGACUAUACCAUUAUUGUGGAUGAAGAGGGGUUUUUAGAGCUCCCAUCAUCGGAACACCUGAGUGUAGCAGAUGCAACAUGGCUGGCCCUUAAUGUGGUGUCAGGAGGUGGCAGUUCCUCCAGCUCUCAACCAAUAGGAGUGACCAAAAUUGCCAAAUCAGUUAUUGCACCUUUGGCAGAUCAGAACAUCUCUGUGUUCAUGCUGUCCACCUAUCAAACUGACUUUAUACUGGUACGUGAGAGGGAUCUGCCUUUUGUGAUGCACACGCUGGCAGCAGAGUUUACCAUACUGCAAGUGGUAAAUGGAGAAGCUGUAGCUGCUGAUAACCUGGGAGUAACAAAUGGAUUUGUGAAACCCAAGCUUGUUCAGAGGCCUGUUAUUCAUCCUCUUUCCAGUCCCAGCAAUAUGUUUUGUGUAACUAGCCUGGACCCUUGUACACUUCCGACUGUGACUACACUCCUAAUGGAUGUUAUGUUUUACUCCAAUGGAGUAAAAGAUCCAGUAUUGGGCAGCGAGGAACCUGGUCAUAUCCGCUUCUUUUCCUUUUCCCUCAUUGAGGGCUAUAUCUCCUUGGUGAUGGAUGUACAGACACAGCAGAGGUUCCCUAGUAAUUUGCUGUUUACAAGUGCAUCAGGAGAGCUUUGGAAGAUGGUUCGCAUUGGCGGACAGCCUCUUGGAUUUGAUGAAUGCGGGAUUGUUGCACAGAUCUCGGAACCUUUAGCUGCUGCCGACAUCCCAGCAUAUUACAUCAGUACCUUUAAGUUUGAUCAUGCACUGGUACCUGAAGAGAACAUCAAUGGUGUAAUCAAUGCUCUCCAAGUCAGCCAAGCAGAAAAACAUUGAAUUUUUUAAAACUUUUUUUUUCAUUAUCUGUGCAGUAUUUCAAGAGGAGCUCAGUUCUGCGAGGUGCCAUGAAGGCAAAAAAAAAUAAGUAAUAAUGCUCCAGAAAGUUUGUUUCCUUUUAGUCAUAAUAUGGUUUCUCUUCUGUUAGUUUUCAAAGUGAUCUGUAGACUUUCUGCUAACUUAGAGAAAAAAAAAUAAAAAUGAAAAAAAAAAUGAUAAAAAACAAAAAUGACAAACAUGACAAAAAAUGUAUUGCACAGUUAAAUCUUAACGUUACAGAAAUGUCGUGAAGCCAGCUGUAGAUGUAGGAUCUGCACCUUAUAGAGCUGUGUGAGGGUUUCAUUCAGUAAUGUGACAAUGGUAGGGAAAGCAAAUGAACACCGCACAGAGGUGCAGCGAUAUAUUGCACUGUAUUCAAAUUUCAAAUGGCAUCAGACUUUCAGAAAAGAUUGUAAUUUAACAAUUUCUGCAUAUUUGAGUAGAAUUUUUUUUUUCCUUUGAUUUGUCAGUUCUGGAGAGCAAACUUUUGCUGGCUCCUAUUGCUUAAAGCAAGGUUUUGACUGAGUAGUACAAUGUCCUCUCACAUCAGUUGUUCUCAUUGCAGCUUUAUAUAGUCUUUUUGCACCUUGGUUGAACUUACAAUUUUCAUCCUUUCUAUGUCAGCUGUGUUUUAUCUAAUAUUAUAUAUAUAUAUAUAUAUAUAUAUAUAUAUAUAUAUAUAUAUAUAUAUAUAUAUAUAUAUAUAUAUAUAUAUAUAUAUAUAUAUAUAUAUAUAUAUUUAAAAUUCUUUUGUGAUGACCCUUUAAGCUAUGGGAUGUCAAGAAACUGAUGUGAACUUUGAGCCCCAUAAAUUUCAGAUUAAGAGUCAGGGGGAUCAGGGCUGCAAAUUAGAUAUUUUAAACUUUACGCCAAAAUAGCCUGUCAGAGAAUUUUGAUUGGCAGUUUACAGCAACAAACAUUUUCUGCUUGUGUUUUACGGAUCAGUACUGGAAAUUCAGUUGUUUGGCUUGUUUUGUAAAGUUCUGUUUAGUUUCUCUUACAAAACAGUUACACUACAAUUGCUAGAUUAUAUUUUAAUGUGCCUCUUCUGGGUUAUGUUUCACCUGUGUGCAAGCUCAGUAAGGGCCACGCUAGCAUAGAAUUUCAAAAUGUAGCACUUUACUAAGUUUUUAAGAAGCCCAGGCAAUUCAGGUUUCUUUCUACACUUCACUAAUAGGCAAGGCAGCUAACAUAGUCCUAUAAAAGCCACAGGACAACAAGCAUGGUGCAGAGUAACGUGGCUGCCUUCUGAAUGCUAAACCACAUGCCUGAACUCUACUGAGUGGCCGUGGAUGUUACACAAUAUCAUUCUAUGCAAUGCAACUGUGCACACUGUGUCACUUCUUUAGAAGGCAUUUCAUGUAAUAGAAGGGCUUGGCAUUGGCAUAGGUUUAACAAAACUAUAUAGUAUUUCCUUAUUCUGUUUAGCACUCCCUUCUAGAAAAAUAAACUACGUGGAAAUGCAUAUGGACUUCUUAAUUUGACCACAGUGCCCAUGUUUGUGUUAUGUUGCUUUGUAAAGGCAUUUUGCUUUUAUGGUGCUUUGAAAUAUUUGCAAACUGUUCCAUAGUCUUCAAGGCAAACAGUUUCAUCAAGUGUAUGUCCAGCUCUUACAGGAUAAUACAGUGAUUUGUAACAGAGUGUUAUGUUUUAAUGAGAUAUGGAUUAAAUGAACAAAUACAUUCUAUUCUAGGCAGAAAAUACAUAUUGUGUGCAGCCAAGCUAAAAUCUAUCAUAUUGUCCAAUCUCAGACAUUUUCUAUGCUCAAAGACACAAUAUAGAAGAACUAUCUAUUCUACACCCCUAGCCAUUAUUGAUAUACAGUAUGUAAGCAUUGUGCAGAUUCUAUUUGGCCCAUAUUCCAGUAAUUACAUACAGAAAUGAAUCUCUUCAAAUGGCUAGCGACAAAACAGGACAGCCUUGGUUAAGACAUCAGUCAGAUAUUUUCCAUUCUCAUUCCUCCCGGUUCUUCUGUGUAAACUUGCAAGCACUCUUCAAAUAUCCUAUAAGUAUAUGAAAGUAAUGUUAGUCUUAAUUUCCAAAGCUGGCACCACUAUGCUUGUUAAGUUUAAGUCUGCAAUUCUAGCAGAACUUUCAUUUUUCAGUCGUCCUCAUUUUGGUAAAACAAAGAACAUCAAGCAAGCUGUGCCCACCCAGGGUACAUCAGAGAUACAGGCACCCCUGGCAGCACACAAACUGCACCUUAGCUUUGGAAAAGUUUCUUAGUACCUACUGAAAUAACUGAGACUGUAACUUAACAAGCAUCAUGGCUGCUGACUCUGAGAAACGGCAAAUACUAUUCCAUGUAGUUUGUUUGAUCUGGGCUUUCACUCAUCUUUAAGAUUAUUCAGUUGAUAAAUUACAGUUUGUCCUAUUCUGUGUGUAACUUGUCGGAAAACAUGAAUCCGUCAGUAAGAUAAACUGUCAUUUUAAUUAGCUGGUAUCUGAUGUAACAGAGCACAGGAUAGAAACCAGAUUUGCUUCAUAUUAUUAGGGAACAGGUAGAAAAUGUGACCAUUUGCACCAUUUUUCACUGAUUUGUAGCUUGAUUUCUUUUACAAAAUCCACACAGUCAUUCGUGUUUGCAUCUACACAAAAUUACUAAAGUGCCAAAACGGUUUCAUGGCUCAUGGCUGCUGCAUUUUUUUUAUCCAAGUAUGGCCUUUAGAGCUACUUCUGUAGCUUUUGGUAUAUUACCCUGGUAUAUUAACAGGCGCAUGUCAUUCAAAGUGUAGUUCCUUUUGUACAUAAAACACCUCAGUAAAUUUCCCCUUACAUUAUCUCUCAAUGUGAUAACCUCCAUAAAUUCAAAGGAUAUGCGAAAAAGAAAUGUAAAUUCCAUUAACUUUAAAGUGACUUUGGCAUAGUUGCGUGCAGUGAUCCACCUGGCAGCCUUCAAGUGCUGAUGAACUACAACAUAUUGGGGCACAUUUACUAUUGAAUUGUAGAAAUUCGGUGGUCAAAGGUUUUUUUUUUGACCGAAUGUAGCUGUUUUCGGUUGAAUUCAAAUCGGUCGAUCGUAGAAAUCAUUUUAAUCGAUAGAACGAACGAUUUUGAAAAAAAAAAACAAAAAACUUUGACUUCUAAAAACGUAGCCAAAUACUGGCUAUGGGUUCUAGGAGGC
Xenopus laevis (African clawed frog) is the source of this 4483-nucleotide messenger RNA. It is a transcript of the gene castor2.S, whose product is annotated as cytosolic arginine sensor for mTORC1 subunit 2. Bases 331 to 1320 code for a protein of 329 amino acids. The transcript is spliced from 9 exons. Gene Ontology annotation, molecular function: identical protein binding. Lineage: Eukaryota; Metazoa; Chordata; Amphibia; Anura; Pipidae. Gene Ontology annotation, cellular component: cytosol. The record is from RefSeq and is a predicted model, not a curated record. Gene Ontology annotation, biological process: negative regulation of TORC1 signaling; cellular response to L-arginine.